CCCGCCUUUCCGGCAUCUCUUACACCUCCGCCCCCGCCCGGGACUGCGGCGCAGGCGCGAAGCAAACCCGCCUUGCUCGGCUCCAGCUCUGGCAGCUGCGGCUCGCUCUGCGGAGACUGCAGGCAGAUAGGGAUCCAAUGAUGCUGAGCUGCAGCCGCCCCUGUGCCUGUAGCCAUGGCAACACCGUGGAGGAAAGCAAGUGGUAUGGGGUCCACUCCUAUCUGCACCUCUUCUAUGAGGACUGUGCAGGGACUCCUCUCAGUGAUGACCCAGAAGGCCCCCCGGUCCUGUGCCCCCGCCAACCCUGGCCCUCAUUGUGCUGGAAGAUCACCCUGUCCUCAGGGACCCUGCUUCUGCUGCUAGGUGUGGCAGCCCUGACCACCGGCUACGCUGUGCCCCCCAAGCUAGAAACGGUCAGUGAUGGUAAGUUUCCAUCGUUGGACGAGCGAGCUGCCGACUACAACCGCGCCCUGAGCAUUUGCCGCCUGGCAGGCACUGCGCUCUGUGGGGCAGCUGGGAUCCUGCUGGCCGUCUGCCUCUUCUGGGUCACCACGGGCUGUCUAAGCCAGGACACCAAGGCAGAGCCCUUGGACACUGAAGCUGACAGCCAUGUGGAGGUCUUCAGGGAUGAGCCUGAGCAGCUGUCUCCCGCCUUCCAUGAUGCCAGUGGUCAGUCAUGGUUCGGGACGCCCACCAGCCCCUUUGGGCCGUCUUCUGUGCAGACCCUUCAGCCCAAGCGGGACUCAUGAGCCUGGCAGCUGGAGUCAGGCGUUGCCCCUCCCAGCAAAUCUCACCCUCCUGUCAGCCUAACUUCUGCUUUUCAGCAGGGCCAUUCUCUCCAGGACCCCAGUAAGCACUCUUCCAGGUCAGGUCAUGCUCAAAUCUAUCCCUCUAGAAUAGGGCCCAACUCAUCCAGAAACUGCCCUUCCUUAAGGACUCCCAAAGCUGCCCACCCACCCUCCUUCCCAAGGUCCAGUGGAGGCAGAAAACGUGCUUCAGCCUGUCCCCAAACAUCUGUCCUCCCUGUGACCUGAGUGAGGCAAGCCCCUUGUUCCUUCAGAUGACCAGCUCCUCCCUGAUACUGUGAAGGUUUGGGGACAAGAUCCUAGAGUUCUGUGACCUUCCUGUUCUCCCCAAGGUACAAGUGGUACCUUCCAGGGGCAAAGGUCAUCCUCAUCCACCAGGUGUCUUAGAGCAGCUGGGUCCAGGAUGCUCAUUUGGACCCGUUCCCCAGGACGGUGUGAAAGCAUUUACCCCUCACACCAUGUUCUUACCUGACUUUUGGCAUCUGAGUCCCACAUCCACCCCCAUCCCCAGUAACGACCACCCCCUUCCCUGUUUGCAGAUGAAGUGGCUGAGGGAGGCUGAGUUGGCGCUGUGUCCAAGGCCACAGAGUUAGGCAACCUCCAGGAACUAGACCGCCCAUCUUCAGACUCCUGGGCCAGCUCUGGUUUUGCUGCUAAAGCAAAGCCCUUCCUGGUUUCUAGGCCAUUCCCAGGUGUGGAAAGUGGCCUGAUGGUCCCAAAGAAAUUUGCGUGUGAAUUUAAAUAGUUUCUAAAAGUCAUGGCUCAAGAGGACUAAGAUGUCUUUGCCUCCCAGAGUUUACCCCUCUAGAAACCAAUGCCCAGUGGCCCUGACCCCAGAUACCAUUGGUGCCCUCCUGUAGAAACCCCCCUCCCUCCUACGGGCCUCCCAGCCAGAGGCGUCAUCUGCCACUAGAGGGCGCUCCAAGACAGCUGGCGCCCGGAACCGGUCCUCAGGCCUCGCCAUCAGCCUCUGCUGUGCGUCCUCUCUCUGUCCCUUGCCCUUUCCCCACCUUCCCUUUCAAUAAAACAGCUGGGAUGGA
Jaculus jaculus (lesser Egyptian jerboa) is the source of this 1846-nucleotide messenger RNA. It is a transcript of the gene Nrsn2, whose product is annotated as neurensin 2. The transcript has 3 exons. The record is from RefSeq and is a predicted model, not a curated record. Bases 138 to 749 code for a protein of 203 amino acids. Lineage: Eukaryota; Metazoa; Chordata; Mammalia; Rodentia; Dipodidae. Gene Ontology annotation, biological process: nervous system development. Gene Ontology annotation, cellular component: neuron projection; neuronal cell body; transport vesicle.